AAUACAUUAUGUUGCACAGCAUAACGGUGACCAAAUCAUUCAUCUAUGGCAUGAUGAUGCUCGUGUUGCUAAUGACCUCUAUGGCUCUGGUGGAGAGCAAAGCUUUGGUCAAAUCCAGAACUUUACAAAUACACAAUUCAAACUCUGAAAAUGAAGACAACAACAGCAGACAAUUUCUGUUCUUGAAAGGAAUCGGUCGUGAGACAAGUACUCCCGAUUUUAUACGUUUGGUAGUGAUGCGUUUCAUUUACGGUCUGGCCUCCAGCAUGGGUGUGGAAGAACGUCUGGAGAGCUUAUUCAAUGGUGCCUUUGUGCCGCCCAAUGCCGAUGGUGAUUUAUUCGGCUUUGGUGGCGACGGUGAAGAUGGUGGAGACUUUGAUGAGGCCGCUCUAGCAGGUCUAUUCGGUGGUGAUGCAUUCUAAGUGUAACAAGCUGAGAUUGUAAAAUUGUAUAUAGAAAAAUCAUUAGUGUAAUUUAGUAAAGUAUUUAUUUAUGUAAUAUACAUAAUUUCCAUUAUCUAUUUAUUUAUUUAAUAGUUUUAAUAUUAAUUAAUUUAAAUAAAAAAAAAACAAUAACGAUCUUGUGUUAAGUGAUGUUUUUAAAAAGAAUUAUGUAAA
Calliphora vicina (urban bluebottle blowfly) is the source of this 617-nucleotide messenger RNA. RefSeq lists its product as uncharacterized. Bases 9 to 422 code for a protein of 137 amino acids. Lineage: Eukaryota; Metazoa; Arthropoda; Insecta; Diptera; Calliphoridae. The record is from RefSeq and is a predicted model, not a curated record. The transcript has a single exon.